AUGCCGGGGCAAGAUCGGAAACUGAAGCAGUUGGUUGAAGCCGCAGUGAGGGUGAUGACCUUCCUAGUCGGCCAGCACUAUGCCACCCCCACCCCGAGCCCAGACGCUGUGACAGGGUACAUCACUUCGUUCAUGUCCUGGCUGGCUUCCUGGUCAGCUUUUCUGAACUCCCUUCCCCCUCAGCAGAUCGAGAAGUUCAAGUAUCUUUCCCGUUUUGUGGCCGAUAUGCAGUACACAUUGAGCACCCACAUUGGCCGACACUGCUUGGGCCAACGGGUCGAUGACAUCAAAACGAACCCUUGCCCAACAACUUGGCGGUUGUUUGAUACUUUCAUGGAAAGUUUGACGGCCGAGUUGGAAGACAUCGUUGGGCCACUUCGAGCUUGGGUUGCAGAUCAGCCUGUGGAUACUGGCUUGCUUUGUGACCAAAUCUUGCAUGCCAUUCUUCUUUUUGGUACACGAUGCGAGAUGUUUCUUGCUGACCGCCUGACUCGGCAGCUGAAUAUCUUUGUGCGCAAAUUCACCAAUGAUGUCUACGAUCAUCAAACGUUGAAUGCUGAGACCACCUUUGCAGGGACUCAUGGAUCUGUUGUGUUCGCAGCCAAGCCGUUUCAGACCUCGGCCAAGGUCCUUUGUUUGAUCCCAAGUCUUGACCUUGGUGUGGGUGAUAACCCCCAGCCUUCAGCGCCGGGAACAUUGGAGACGAACAUGCCAGUCAUUUUCCUUCCCAUUGCGCAGUAUGCAUCGUUCAUCAACGGCCUGAAGAAGUUUGAUGAGUUAGGCGCCUCGACUUUGUUGCUGUAG
Molecule: messenger RNA, 804 nt
Organism: Durusdinium trenchii
Lineage: Eukaryota; Dinophyceae; Suessiales; Symbiodiniaceae
Source: the annotation of a GenBank genome assembly